AUGGCUGACCCUGACCAAUCCAUCAGCAACGGCACCUGCUUCUCCGCAGUGAGGCAACUGGCCGCUGAUAACUUCAUUCCCUGUGGCAACUGGGUGUUUGGCAACUACCAGUGCUGCCAGGCUGGCGAUUACUGCCUCGACGACAAUGCUUGCUACAACCCAGAGCAUGGCACCACUUACCUCGCCGGGUGCACCGACUUGGAAUACAGGGACGCAAGCUGCCCGGAUAAGAAGUCGUACAAGGAUUACCCAUGGGCUGGACUCAUCUACUGCAAGCCCAAUCGAUGGGUGGCCUGCGAGGAGACGGCCAAACCGUACACCAUCACCGUCGGCGACCCGUGCACAUGCCCGUCGGCGUCCGAGACGAUGACCGUGGCCUUCUCUGCCCCCUCGCAGAUCGCAGCAAUCGGAAGUCUGCCAAGCCGGUCAGGCGGCACCAUUGAGUGGGAGCCGGGCCACUUUCCGACGGCAUCACUGAGAACGAGCUCGUCGUCGUCCAGCUUGUCCAGCACCCACCCUUCGGCCGCUUCCACGCUCGCCUCCGCAACAUCAAGCUCCGUGCUUCCUACCACAACGACGGCUUCAGCCAGCGACAAUCCCACUCCAUCCCUAGGCCAUUCCCUAAGCGACGGCGCAAAAGCAGGCAUCGGCGCCGGCGCGGCGGUGGGCGGCAUCCUCCUGUUCGGCGCGCUCUCGGCGCUCUGGGUGGUGUUCCGCCGCCGCAGGAACGACAAGAAUACCCCGGCCGGCCCGGAAGCGGGACAGGCCGCAGGACCAAACACACACGACGACAAGAGCGGGGGUACGGGACCGGCCGAGAUGCCCACUCCCGUGGUUCCUCCGCGGCCCGCGUAUUCGGAGUUGCCGGUUGGGCCGUGGGUGGUGCGGCCAGAGUUGCCUGGGGAAGUGAGCCCGAUGACGCCGGGAUAUAGAGACGGACAUGAAUAUGGCGGGCAGGUGUCUCCGCCUGGUUCUCCCCCUGCCAUGGGAUCGCAAGAAGCGAAUGCGAAUGCGAAUCAGGGGUGGGUCGGCAUGCCGCCAUUGACGACUGUCGAGGAGGAGCGCGAGAUGAGUCAUCAACAGGGCCAGCCGGGACUGGGGCCGGGCGGGCCGGGACAGUGGACACAGACGAUGGGAAAUCAGAGGCCCGGUCAGGGGGCGGUGCUGGAACUGCCUGCAUGA
Molecule: messenger RNA, 1182 nt
Organism: Thermothielavioides terrestris NRRL 8126
Lineage: Eukaryota; Fungi; Ascomycota; Sordariomycetes; Sordariales; Chaetomiaceae
Exons: 3
Coding region: 1-1182 (393 amino acids)
Source: RefSeq, a predicted model, not a curated record